UCGAACGCACCUUACAACUACAAAUGCCGCGUUCACUAUCACGGAAAAAAACUUUCAUUUACCAGUGUUCGUUUAUAUUUAUUAAAGGAAACUUCAACUAAGUUAAAUCUCGUUAGGUGAUAUUUGUCAACUGAAGGAUGAGUGAUUAAAAUUCAAUCCCAUGAUUCAGUGGAGCAGACCACAGACCUGCGUCAGGUGAAGAUUGAGAGAUCAGAUAUAGUGUACACUACGUUAGACUACACUAGUGUUCACUUCUGAGGACCUGAAACACCCGACGACUGACUUUAUAUGAACAAUAUUCAUGAAAAGACUCGAGUGAAGCAUUGCUUUGGGUUUGUCAUUGAUGUGAUUUGUCAAUCAUCAUGGAUUGGGGUUCAGAUCUGUGGGAUCAGAAUGAUGUGAUUGAAAGACACACUCAGAGUGGAUUGGAGGUCUUGGAGCGUUACGUGAAGUUUGUCAGAGAGAGAGCGGAGAUCGAACAAAGUUACGCCAAACAGCUCAGGACUCUGUGUAAGAAAUAUUCCAGACGAGGCAUCAAAGAAGAUCAGGAGAUAAAAUUGACCAAUCAGCAGGCGUUUCAGGAGGUGUUGAAUGAGCUGAAUAACUAUGCGGGCCACAGAGAGCAGCUGUCAGAGAACAUGACAACGACCAUCUGUGUAGAGCUCACCAAAAACCUCUCCGACCUUCGGCAGGAGCGCAAGAACUAUCUGUCUGAUAUUAAGAAGUCUCAACAGAACCUGGAGAGCACUUAUAAACAGCUGGAACUUAGUAAGAAGAAAUUUGAGAAGGAAUGGAAAGAAGCAGAGAAAGCCAUACAGCUGACAGAGAAAGUCCAACAGGAUCCCAGCUCAACUAAAGCUGAUGUAGAGAAGGUCAAACAGCAAGAAUUCUCCCGCAUACACAUCUCAGAUGUUUGUAAGAAUGAGUACGCCUCACAGCUACAGAGAUACAACAAAGAUCAGGAGAACUACUAUCACUCAGAGAUCCCCACAGUAUUUAAUAAGCUGCAGGAGAUGGAGGAGAGGCGGAUCAGGAUGCUGGCGGAUGGAUACGUUCAGUUCUCUGAAACCGAGAAGCAACUCCUGCCCAACGUUAACAAGUGUUUAGAUGCGAUCAGCGCAGCGGGGAGAAACAUUAAUGAGAAACAGGACACAGCAGUGCUCAUAGAUCAGUAUAAAUCUGGUGCAGCGCCCCCUGCUGAUGUGGAGUUUGAAGAUUACAGUCAAGUCAUCAAACCUGCUGUCAAUGAGAACACAGCCCAACAUCUGCCCAAAGUUCGCAUCAAACUGUUUCACAAGAAAAACAAGGUAACAUCUCCUGAUAAAAACACGCCAUCUACAAAGGACUUCAGUCGUCUCCCUUCUGAAAAGAGAAAGAAACGUCUGCAGGAGAAGAUUGAUGAUCUUAAUAAAGAGCUUCAGAUAGAGAAUGAGAAGAGUGAGGCUUUACAGAAGAUGAAAGGAGUUUAUGAGAUGAAUUCUCAGCUUGGCGAUCCGUCCAGUUUACAACCUCAAAUCACACAAAACGUUUAUAGCAUAGCCAAUCUGAAAGGAGAACUGAAGAAAUAUCAGACACAGUUGGAUGAAGUUGGUGGUGGACCAGGAUUACACAAUCAGACCAGCUCCAGCGUUUCUCCAUCUUCUGAUAUUUAUGAUUUUGAUGAAGACUUUGAUGUGGAUUUACCCAUCGGUCAGUGUACAGCACUUUAUGAUUUUAAUGGUGGGAGCGAAGGUUCUGUGUGCAUCCAGAUGGGCGAGCAGCUCAGUUUGAUGAUGGAAGAUCAGGGCGAUGGCUGGGCCAAAGUUCAGAGGUCCAACGGAGACGUUGGAUAUGUGCCAUCGUCCUACAUCAAGUACAUCUGAUUUCAACUUCAUCACCUCCAAUUCAAUCCAAUCUUCAGUUCAAUUCAAUUUUAUUUAUAUAGCGCUGUUCAAUUGUUUCAAAGCAGCUUUACGUUAAAAAAGCAGGAGAAAUAUCAAUGGACAACAUAAGAAGCAGACUACUGUGGCUAAGAUUAAACCGUACUAGCGAGCGUAGUAAUAAUGUAACUUUGUUAUAAGCGUAGCCAUCUUUGAGCUCCUUUGUGUAAGACUUCUGGUGAGACACUAAAGCUAAUGGUAGUUGUAUUGUGGGGGACACGAGUGGACGUGCACCCAUUAUCCACACAUCCAACCAGUAAAACCUUUCAUAGGAUCUCACAGCGAACCAUAAAUACAAUAAUUGUUUGAAAACAACUAAUAUUAUGCUGAUAAAAAUAUGCAGAUUUAGCUGGUUUAUUUAUUCUGCUACUAUAUAUUAUUACAAAAAUGACAUUACAGUACAGAAUAUAUACGACAUAAACUGCUUAUUAGUUAAUGUUUAUAAAAGUUCUGAAUGUGUUUGCGCGUACUUUUGUUAUGUUUUCAAUGAUUUUUUUUAAAUAAGUAAAUAAUUUCAUAAGCUCAUGUCUUAUCUACUGCAUAAUAACAUUUUCAUAAAACGGAAACAAUACUGAAUACAUGUAAUAGUUUAAUAUGUUUAUUAUGGUUUGUUCAAAUAACUUACAAUGUGUUGAAUGAGAAAGAUGCUGCUGCUGACUGUCAGAUCAAUUAAAAAUUGCAGUCUAAAUAAACCUCACACCAGAGGGACAGUUGUGACAUUUUUAACCAUCGCCUGAAAGGUAAAAACACAAAUUCUUGGUCUGUUCCAUGUGCACUCGACUGACUUUCCCAUUGUAAAGAUACUGGUAUGUCUCUGUGCUUUUAGCCAUUGAAGACCCGUCACCCUUAAGCAACAACAUGAAAUGAUUAAAUAUAUCUUCAUAUGAUAUAUUAGGACACUUUUUAAUUUCAUCCAUAGACACUGUUUUCUACUGGCCGGCUAUUAAAAUGGACUUCUCGCACAAAGAAGAGAAAUACGUCACAUCAUUUUCUUCCGUGUUUGAAAAUAAGGUGGACAGAAGAGAGUUCAAAUUUAAGCCAAUGUCAGCUGACUCCCUAGAGCAGUGUUUCUCAACCCUGGUCCUCAAGGACCCCCUUCCAGAAAGUUUUAGAUGUCUCCCAAUUUAAAACACCUGAACUAACUCAUCAGCCUCCAUUCAGAAUGUCUCCCUAACAAGCUAAUAAUUUAAAUCAGGUGUGUUAAUUAAGGA
This is a messenger RNA of Paramisgurnus dabryanus, 3130 nucleotides long. The record is from RefSeq and is a predicted model, not a curated record. Lineage: Eukaryota; Metazoa; Chordata; Actinopteri; Cypriniformes; Cobitidae.